This is a messenger RNA of Physella acuta, 1942 nucleotides long. RefSeq lists its product as uncharacterized. The record is from RefSeq and is a predicted model, not a curated record. NCBI's taxonomy places the organism in Eukaryota, Metazoa, Mollusca, Gastropoda, Physidae.
AUACAGAGUGACAGCUGCUGAAUGUGAUGUGAAGGUCAAGGUUAUUUCAAUCAAACAGCUGCCACAGAUGACCAUAAGACUACAGUAAAGGCCAGUAGAGAUCUGUCACAUCAAGUUACAGGAAUUAACUUGGAUAGUCUAGAUGACCACAACAGUAUGGCCAGUGGAGAGGAUAGUCUAGAUGACCACAACAGUAUGGCCAGUGUAGAGGAUAGUCUAGAUGACCACAACAGUAUGGCCAGUGGAGAGGAUAGUCUAGAUGACCACAACAGUAUGGCCAGUGGAGAGGAUUUAUCAAAAUAUUUUACAGGUACACAUGAAGUACAAGAAUGUCUUGAAGGUCAAGGUGAGGUAGAUCUACACACACACCUGGCAAACUGUGAGAAAAAUCCUGGCCAUACAAACUUUGUACCUGUAAAUCAGUUAAGUCUUGAACAUUUACCUUCUGGUUACCAUGACAACGACCUGUAUGACCUCACAAAAGCCCUGGCUGACAUAACUGUCAGGAUAGCCGUUAAGUUGACCAGUCCAGACAGACCAGAGUUUGUACCAGGCACUAAAGAUCCAUAUCCUUGCUACAACAUCAGGGGACAGAACUUACUGAGGACAGGGACUGGGAGGGUGUGGGAGGUGAUCAAGUACACAGAGGGGAUGUGGGGCUACAGAACUUGUCCAUGUCCUGAAUGUGACCACUCGGACACACCCAGCAAAGUGUGGUGGAAGGUUGAGGUGGUGACAGCCAGACAUGUGGUUUUUGAUUCAAGUGAGGCGAGACAGUCCAGCUGUAGGUUGUGGUUUGAUGAUGAUAAAAGUCCAGUGGUCAAGAUUUAUGGGUGGGAGGUGGGUGUGUCAGACACUGAGGGAGACGGGUGUGUGUUGUGUUGUGUGACACAUGACGUAGAUGUAGCUGGUAAACUGGAGGAGAUGGUGAGGGGGUUUGAUGGUCUAUGUGAUAAAGUAAGGGACAAAUACAAGAGACGUAGAGAUGUGGACAAGCUGACCAUUAUAGUGUCACAUCCUCAUGGCUGUUCUAAGCAGGUCUCUGUAGGUCACUGGGUGGACAGGCAGAAGGUGGGUAGACAGACCAGGUACACGUACACAACGUCCACCUGUCCUGGUAGCAGUGGGGCUUGGAUCUACAGACUGGGGUGUGGCUGGUCUUACCAUCCCCACAGUGGAGCUAAGUCUGGUGGAUUAAAUUAUAGUGGGAUGUGGUGGGACUAAGACUUGUAGUUGUCUGCUCUUGUAUAGAAUGUAAACAAACAUGGCGCCUGUUGGAUGUCUGUCUUUUCUAGAAUGUAAACAAACAUGGCGCCUGUUGGAUGUCUGUCUUUUCUAGAAUGUAAACAAACAUGGCGCCUGUUGAAUGUCUAUCUUUUCUAGAAUGUAAACAAACAUGGCGUCUGUUGGAUGUCUGUCUUUUCUAGAAUGUAAACAAACAUGGCGCCUGUUGGAUGUCUGUCUUUUCUAGAAUGUAAACAAACAUGGCGCCUGUUGAAUGUCUGUCUUUUCUAGAAUGUAAACAAACAUGGCGCCUGUUGAAUGUCUAUCUUUUCUAGAAUGUAAACAAACAUGGCGUCUGUUGGAUGUCUGUCUUUUCUAGAAUGUAAACAAACAUGGCGCCUGUUGGAUGUCUGUCUUUUCUAGAACGUAAACAAACAUGGCGCCUGUUGGAUGUCUGUCUUUUCUAAAAUGAAAACAAACAUAGCGCCUGUUGGAUGUCUGUCUUUUGUAGAAUGUAAACAAACAUGGCGUCUGUUGGAUGUCUGCUCUUAAAAUAUUUCUUGACAUUAUUGUAGAGCUUUAUUAAACUUUUAAUUAAUUAUCUCGUUAUUUUUAUCAGAGAAAAAGUUGUUGAUUGUUUGAUUGGGAGUAAAGGAAUAAAAAUGUCACAAAUUUUGUUGUAAAUAUAAACGUAAAUAAAGUUUUAAAUCAACUCGUU